Molecule: messenger RNA, 1206 nt
Organism: Micromonas commoda
Lineage: Eukaryota; Viridiplantae; Chlorophyta; Mamiellophyceae; Mamiellales; Mamiellaceae
Exons: 2
Source: RefSeq, a predicted model, not a curated record
AAGGCCAUCCUCGCCGGGUCGCGCAACAGCGCGGCGCUCGCCUCCUCCGGCGCGCUGUACACCUGGGGUUGGAACUCGCACGAUACCCUCGGUCACGACGUCGACGACGAGUGGAUCCCGCGCCCGAGGGCGGUCGCGGCGCUGGACCCGUCCGACGUGGCGUGCGCCUCCCUCGGCGGAUGGCACGUCUGCGCCGCGGACAACGACGGCCGACUCUUCGCCUGGGGCGGCAACGAGUACGGCCAAGCCGGCGUCGACACCGGCACCGCGGGCCAAGGCGUUCACGUGUCGCUCCACCUGUCAGUUCCCGAACUCGUGCCCUUUCCAGCGCCCGACGGCCUCAACGCGAACAGACUGCAGAUCACCCAGGUGGCGUGCGGGGGGAUGUGCUCGUUCGCGGUGGUGGGAAGGACCGGGGAGGUGUACACGUGGGGACAGACGGUCGGUUCGGAGAAGGAACCCGCGAGGUCGCCGGUGCGAGUGCCGGGAAUCAAGGGCGUGACCACCUUAGCCGCGGGGAUGUUUCACGCGCUGGCGCUCCAGGAGGACGGCCGCGUGUUUUCCUGGGGCAACGGCGACUACGGCCAACUGGGCCUGGGCAGGCCGGGUAACGAGGACACGCCGACGGAGGUUGAGGCGCUGUCCCGCGCGGGCGUCAGGUCAGUCGCGGCGGGCGGUUGGCACAGCGCCGCUGUCACCGCGGGUGGGGUGUGUUACGUGUGGGGACGGGGCGAGUACGGGCGGCUGGGUCUGGGCGACGGCGACUGCGCGGACAAGCAGCGGCCGGUGGAGCUGACGCUGGGGUCUUGGGGGGGCGACAAUCGCGAAGGAGGCGGGCGCGGGGGAUCCGUUCCGAGGAUCGUCGAAGCGGCGCUCGGCGGGACGCACUCGUGUCUCCUCGACGAAUCCGGCCGGGUGUACUCGUUCGGGAGGAACUCGCUCGGGCGGCUCGGUCGGGCGGUAAGCGGGAAGUGGAGCGGCGAUCCCGCGCCGGUGCACUUCCCGCCCGCGCCGGGGGGCGGGGCGUGGCGCGUGACGUCCGUGUGCGCGGGCGGCCGGCACACGAUGGCGACGGCGAGGGUGAGGAGCAAGGAACGGUUAGACGCGGAGGAGGCGGCGGCGAGCGCGUCGGGGGGGUCGAGGCCGAGGUCGCCGCUGCUCUCGCAGUCGCCGUCGAGGCGCACGUCCAUCAGCGCGCAGCAGUGA